GCGACACCUGUCAAGCCGUUACUAAACACAGUUGGUUUGGUUAGAAAGAUUGAGGCGCCCUGAAGACUCGGGCCAUAAACCGAGGUGGAAAUAGAGAUUAGUCGCACCUAUUGCCGGUGUUUUGCGCUCAGGGAGACACACGGAGCCCUCUAAGGAGAGAGGAAAGCCGUGUGUAGCAUUAACGACAUGACACGCCGUUUUGGAGUUGAAGUAGUGAAGUUGACUUAGGUUAUAGAUGUCGGCAGAGCGGAGCUCUCGGACAGACAGGACCGAGAGCAAAAAGACACCGGAGAGCAAAAAAGACGGGACUUUAUCCGAGGUCGGGGCUCACUAACGCUCUGAAGUCGGACGCCUGGAUCGGAGAAGGCCGUCUGUGUCUGCCGACCUGCGGGAGAACAGCUCACGCCGAGGCCACGUGACCGGCCUCUGCAGUGCUGCACGGAGCGGACUACAUACAGAACACACUGUCAUCUGCUUUGCUGCCUCUGAAGACGAUCUGUGUGAACUGGAAAGGAAAGCGAUCAAACAUUUAACAGAGGAGAGUGGGGCUGAAACUGAGAGGAGAAAGAAUCCGGCUCGCGCGGCUCGUACUUCCUUCUGAUGCCGCUCCGUCCAUCAGAGCCUCCGAAACGUGCUCAUUACCGUCACUGACCUGUGACGUUUAUGCCGUAAUAAUUGUUAUCAUACAACCAGAUCAAAUUUGCCGCACAGACACUUUGUUGGAUUUUUCUGAGCCGUGGAAAUUUCUCCCUCUCCCUCUCGCUCUCUCUCUCUCUCUCUGGCUGGUCAGCAAUUAAAACCACCACCUGCUUAUUCAAAGCCAAGCGUAGCACGGCGCUAUAUUUUCACGAGCCGCUGAGUAUCUGGGAUCGCUUUUGACUUGGAAGGAGGACCCCUGAGCCCUCGACCAUCUUCUGAUUGUCUGCCCAACUGUAGAAUUUGGGCGUAGAGGGGUGAUUUUAGAAUUAGGCCCCUGGACACUUGCUGAAGAUGACUUGAGUUGGCAGGCCUAAAAACCCCUUAUCCAUAGAGAGAGACCGAACUUGGCAGCGGGACACACACACACACACACACACACUCACUCACGCACGCACAGACGACACACAAAUGUGGGUGCCGAAGCAGCUUUGAGCCAUGCUGGUGUUGCUACUCGUGGGUCCCUGGAGUACAGGCUAUCAUCAUCCCUAUCAUCAUUCACCCAAGCUGAGGAACAUUCAACGGCCUGAAGGAAAGAGGCUACACUUCUGAGAUUCAAAGAAAACUCUGAAGUGACUGGAACACACAGAGAUCCACAGGAAGAUCCUCAACUGCACACACAGACUCACUAACACUCCUCCUCAACAAAUCCUUGAUAGAAGAAAAACAAAGCUUCGGCGGACGUGUAAGACACAGAGAGCGAGCAGGAGCUGCGCACCAACAUGGCAACCGAGAGUCUUGCUGAGCUCCGUGAUUGGCUCUUUCUGCUCCUCCUGUGCCUCACCUUAUUGGCUGAGGUGCUUGAACUGGCAGCAGCGGCAAUUGCCAUGGAGACGGGCGAGGGAGACGAGGGCAUUGUUUGCCCCUCGGUGUGCCGCUGUGAUGAGGGCUUUGUCUACUGCAACGACCGCGGCCUCAGCCUAAUUCCUCCACUACCGUUAACGGCCGCCAUCCUCUACUUGCAGAGCAACCGGCUGAGUAACGCCGGGCUGCCCCCGUCACUGGAACGCAGUACUUCCAUACGAGUGAUUUACCUGUACGCCAACCAGUUGGAUGAAUUUCCUAUACACCUCCCGCCUUCAUUACGGGAGCUCCACUUACAGGAUAAUAAUAUACGAACGUUACCGCGAUCAGCUCUGGCCAAGUUACCGUUACUAGAACGUUUACACCUGGAUGAUAACUCUAUAUCCACAGUUAGCAUCCAAGAGCGAGCUUUUUCUGGGACUCCGCGGCUUCGACUGUUGUUUCUUUCUCGGAACCACCUGUCAAGUAUCCCUGCGGGCUUGCCAGCGUCCUUGGAAGAACUGCGACUCGACGACAACAGAAUUAGCACCAUCCCCACACAUGCCUUCCGUGGGCUCUCCUCCCUGCGACGCUUGGUCCUGGAUGGAAACCUGUUGGCCAACACACGCAUCGCGGAUGACACCUUUUCCCGUCUCUCCAACCUGACUGAGCUGUCGCUGGUCAGGAAUGCUUUGCAGUCUCCACCUGUCAACCUGCCUUCAGCUCACCUUGUGCGACUACAUUUGCAAGACAACGGAAUGACCCACAUACCUAGAGGGGCGCUGGAUGGGAUGCGGCGGUUACAGAGGCUGGACCUAUCAGGAAACAAUUUAACCAGUCUCCCUCGAGGACUUCUGAAAGACACAGAAAGCCUGGAGCUGCUGCUGGUCCGAGGAAAUCCCUGGUACUGCGGCUGCAACCUUCGGUGGCUUCACGCCUGGCUGCACGGACGGGGGGCAGCAGUGACAGUCAGGGGUCUGACCUGUCAAGGGCCUGAGUCUGUAAGGGGCCAGACUCUCAGGGACCUGAGUUCUCUGAUGGAGCAAUGUGAAGGCCCUCCUGCUGGUCCCAGUACUGGAGUAGGAGUAAACCCAGCGGAUAAAGACGGAGGAGGAGAGGAUGGCGUUGGAGGCGACGCAGCAGUGGUGUCAGUCCCCCAUGGAAGCACUACCACAACCUCUUUGCUGGUCCCCACACAAGGCUCCCUCUUUACCCUGCGAGCCAAGCGGCCAGGCCUGGUUAUGCCUCUUCCUCCGGGUGAAGGGGGGCACAUAUCUGCAGAGGCCCUAGAACUGACUGUAAAACCUCUGUCUUCGGACAGUGUACUGGUGAGUUGGUUGUGCCCAGAGCCAGCACCCUCCUUCCGCCUGUCGUGGCUGAGGCUGGGUAGCAGCGCAGCUCUCGGUUCCAUCACAGAGACUUUGGUUCCUGGAGAGAGGAGGCAGUAUCUCCUUACCCAGCUCACCCCACGCUCCCAUUACCUCAUCUGCCUGCUGCCACUACGACAGGAGCCUUCUUUUGGGGGCUCUAGCAUGGGUUCAUCUCGAAUUGGCACCAUGGACACGGACAGUAAAGACUCGGCCCCGGCCUGUGCUCAGAUCGAGACCGGAGAGGCGCUAGUCAGCUCCGGAGGGGAGGGGACAGAUAAAGAGGGUCAGGACUCGGAGCUAACAGCCCUGCCGAUGGCUGGGAUUAUAGGGGGUGCCACAGCAUUGGUAAGCCUGCUGUUAAUCUUUGGUAUCUUUUGCUGGUAUGGACAGAGAGCAGGUUACAUGUCUGGGGACACGGGCUCAUACAGAGGGAGCCGAGGUGGGAAACAUUACGAUGACUAUGUAGAGUCAGGCACCAAGAAAGACACUUCCAUCUUAGAGAUCAGGGCGCCGCCUGCUGGGUUUCAGAUGACAGCUAUGGCCCACCAGCCCCUGCAGCCUAAGCUGGAAGAUGUCACCUACAUCCACACCAUUUUCCCCUCCUCCUCCUCUUCCUCCCAAGCUAACGGGACCUACCGGAGCAGCCAUGGAACUGGCAGCCUCAACGGCACCAUCCUCAGCCAAACCAGCCACCACCACGUCACUUAUGGCACCAACCGUGGCUACAGAGAGGGCGGCAUCCCCGACAUAGAUUACGCCUACACGUGAUGGUACAGGGACACACUCCCUGAGCCACAUAAGCUCACUAGGCUGGUGGCCAUUUUGUCCUUGGUUUCCAAAGUACCCUCUGUGCCUCUGCUGGUUCAAUUCUAAUUGGUUUGCUAAGUAGAAAAGACUGAUUUCAGCUAGUUGAUUGGACAUUGCUACAGAAGUAACAGUCCUACUAUACUCUACUACUGUAUACUACAUUAUACAGUAGGCCCUUCUUUGAGCGCUACAUAUAGUUAUAAAUGGUUACGUUUUCUCUUUUGAAUAUCUCUGUCUUUCAAACCUACUGUUCUUCUCAGCUCAUAAUAAUACACAGUAACUUAUUUGAGGUUGAUAUACUAGGCUUAGCUGAUUUAGCUGGAGAUAUAUUUAUAAUAUGAGGAAGAGGCACUUGAUGUGUAUAGAGAUAGCUCUCAUAUCUUGCUACCAACUGUAAGCUCUGUGCUGUAUAGAUAAAAGGAAUGACAGAGAGAGAAAUCAAUGGUUGUUAUAACCCACAGAUGACAAUGCAUCAUUGUUGACAUGAAAAGAUGUGUUCCUAGCCCCCUCCUUUCCUCUAGUUUACUCCCCUCCUCCUUUUAAUUUUUCCUCCUUUCCACUUCUUUUUUUUUUGGCUGAGGCUCUUUCCUUUUAUUUCUCUUGUGUCUUUUGUGGUGCUGUGAGCAGAGGACGACUUUGUUCUCGCCAAGGGAGCUGACAGCAGUGAUAACAGUUCUGACAGAGACGGGAGACUCAAACCACAGCAUGGGUAGACUAAUGAGAGGGAGAGAGAGGGAGAGAAAGUGCGUCGGGGGGAUGAAUAGAUGGAUGGAUGGAAGGAGGGAACAUAAAAGAAGACAAGGAGAAAGAGAGGGGGGUGCUGUUUUGGUGAUGUAGACGCUGAGAGAUGUACGCUGGCUUGAGGCAGAGAAAAGCGACAAGAAGAAGAGGAAAAACCAGGAGAUAAGUGAAAGAAGGGCGUGAGACAAGUGCAUCGACGGGAGGUAAAAAAGCAGACAAAAGGAAAAGAGGAUGGGGCGUGGUUAGGUUGACAACUGGAUUGAUGUGACGUCAUCGUCCAAACGGCGAUGGCGUUUUGACGUUUACCAACUGCACUCAGCAGAUACCUGAAUGAAAACAGACUGCAUGCUUCCUUCAAGGACUGAUGUUUUUAGGUGCCUGCGGUCAAGUCAAAGAUUCAUCAAACAUCGUUUUGGUAGUUACUAUUCAUCAGAUCUAUUUACAUUGCACAUACAUCAGUUGAACAAAAAAGAAGGAAGGGAGGCACAGAAAGCCAGUCAGAGUGAAAAUGUAAAUGUAAAAUAAUUGCUAAGAACAUCUAUGAAAUACAUCGUGUCAGAAUUUACAAGAAGAACUGCAUGAACCCAGUUUUUAUUGUGGUCUGGUCUCACUGAUUAUCUUUGCAAAUGAAGUGAAAGAAACCUAAUCAUACAUCUUAUAAUAAUGACCCAUUAUCUUCUAAAGGCUGGCUAAACCUUGCUAAUCAAACAUAAGUUUUAGCAUUUGGUAAGAUUUUUGUGAAAAGUCUGGUUCAUUACUCACCCAUUCUCUGAUGAGGCGAAAGAUCUGAAUAUGAAACGGAUCUGUCAUGGUAAAUGUAAUUUUAUAUUGUGAUAUUUUUAUGUAUUGCAAAAAUACUGAUUGGGAAACUGAUGAUAGUCAGAAAUGUCUGCUUUUGGAAAACCCAGUAAAUAAAGCGCCUGAAAAAAAAAAACAUUUCAUAAUUUUGGAAGCUACCACUGUUUACACAGCAAUGUUGGGCUCAGACUACAGGAUUUUUCAGCUGAUUUAACACAGAUUCACCCUUUGAGACAAAUCGAAGAAGGUCUGGGACCUAAGUGUGUGUUCAAGUUCGACCCAGAGUAUCUGUUAAUGUGAGUUGUUUACAGAGGCGGGCUUAAACUUUUCAAACCCCUUGCUGACUCAUCAGCCCUGAAAAAGUCCAACAAUAUUUAAUAUUUAGGGUUUAAAUAGAGUUAAAAAUCUGGAUCUGGAUCAUUACAGUUUAGAGGAGAUAGAGGUCCUGAAGCAGUGUGUUGUGCUGUUGUGUGAUGCCAAGCAACUGUAAACUUUCUAGCCCUGGGGGGCCGACGUUAGCUAGCAUACUGUUGUUGUUGACAGAUAUUAAAAGCGACAGUUAAAAUCUCACUUCCAUAAAAAAAUAGACAAGAGUGUUGACUGUUUCGCCGCCACUAUUUUCUCUGUUUCCCAACUAUUAACAGUCUCGCCUUUCGGCUUCCCCUUUAGAUCAUACAAGGUCACAUUUUGCACCCUUCUGGCACAUCAAUCUUAAAAUCCUAAUUUCAAAUAUGAUUAGCAUUUUUAAUCUCUUUUAGUCUGAGCUCAAGCUCUUACAACCGGAGAUAACGUUAUAACGUUCACAUUAGUGAUGUGUGAGCAUUUGCUGCUUUUCUUAGUCUUAUGUGAUGGGAAAAUUUAAAUCUUUAUUUUUUCAUUUAUUUACUUUUUUUUUACUGUAAGUUAAAUAAAACAAGCAAAUCAAAGAUACUGCCUUUGGCUUUAGGAAUCUGUGAUAGACAUUUAUAGACAUUUAUAGACCAAACAAUUAAUUAGUUAACUGAAAUUGAGUUGCUGCCUAACAAAACUGUCUUUUCUCACAUUCCUUUUCAUCGUAUUGCCCCAUCAAAAGAAAGCUUUUAGCAAAAGGUCAAACUAAAAUGUCAAACUUGAUCUGAUGCACUCUGGGCAGUAACAUUGACUCAGGUCGUCCAUUUUUAUAGGCCUUAGCUCAGCAUAGACGCAGUUCUGUUAACAGGGAUCGCAGCCUGACCGCUACACUGUGCAUUUCAACACAAACACGGCCACAGGGAAGCGGCACCUGCUUUCUGACUGCCUCUCACUGACCCCACUAAAAUACUUAAAGGAAGGAGGAACAUAUAUAUAUAUAUAUAUAUGUGUGUUGACCAACAGCCAGAGAAUUACAAAAAGAAGGUAGAGCGUGAAAAAUAAAGAGUGAGGAUGGAGAGGGGUGAUUUAGAUAGAGCCUGUAAGUGUUGAAACCUGUUCUUCCUCUCAGUAGCUCUCUUUCUCUUUUUCAGCCUGUGUUACUGUGUACCAGUAAUAUUCGAAGAGCUCCGGUGUGUUGUUUUAUUUUCUUUUUUUUCUUUUUUACGUCCACAUUUGUUUUUGUUUUUUUCUUUUUAUAAGAGCACUGAAGCUUCCUUUCAGUCUGUGUAGAAAUCCUUUUCCUUUAAAAAUGUCACCCUCAGAUGUGUUAAUGAAAACACUCUCAUGUAUAAACAUAAAAAUGGGUGCAAAAUACUAUUCCAUUUAUUGGUCUGUCAUCUUUUUUUCUACGCAGAUGAAUAAAGACUUCUAAAAG
Mugil cephalus (flathead mullet) is the source of this 6960-nucleotide messenger RNA. RefSeq names its product fibronectin leucine rich transmembrane protein 1b (gene flrt1b). The transcript is spliced from 3 exons. The record is from RefSeq and is a predicted model, not a curated record. Gene Ontology annotation, molecular function: protein binding. Bases 1419 to 3617 code for a protein of 732 amino acids. Lineage: Eukaryota; Metazoa; Chordata; Actinopteri; Mugiliformes; Mugilidae.